Messenger RNA from Myxozyma melibiosi, 1706 nucleotides. RefSeq names its product vacuolar segregation subunit 7-domain-containing protein. Gene Ontology annotation, biological process: vacuole inheritance; positive regulation of phosphatidylinositol biosynthetic process; protein localization to vacuolar membrane. The transcript has 2 exons. Bases 315 to 1499 code for a protein of 394 amino acids. Lineage: Eukaryota; Fungi; Ascomycota; Lipomycetes; Lipomycetales; Lipomycetaceae. The record is from RefSeq and is a predicted model, not a curated record. Gene Ontology annotation, cellular component: PAS complex; fungal-type vacuole membrane.
GAGAAACCCGCAAACCCCUCGCUGUUCACUUCCUCUGCAAACAACUUCAACUAAUAAAAAGUUCUUGUAUAUUCGGUCGUGAAAGUGGCUAUUUAAAACAGCAAACAAAACAGUGGAAAUAAACCCGACCGAAGCCAGGGGGCGGCCUCGGUCCACGGCCGUCAACUUUACCUUUUUUAAGGGUUUCGAGCCCAUCUCCAUCCUUCUUUCCAUCAAAACAUUGCGUAAAAGUCAACACAAAAGCUCACGUACCAGCGACCCCGCCGCGAACACCAAGCAGGACACCGCACGCAACCGCUUAGAUCACAUUUCAGAUGGAGGCUUCAGGUGCUCGCGCGAUGAGCACAUCGCCGACGAAAACCGCGACGAGCGACGCGACGCUGCAGCGCACUCUACAAAGCAGCUCAGACCACGCGCCUGAGGAAGACUACGCCAGCAAUAAUACAAAAAGCACAUACACAAGCACACUCAACAGACCUCGCCCGGGACUCAGUCAACGCACGCUCUCGGGUCUCUCAGUCACGACGCAGAACCAGCUGUCGACGCACGAGUCCGAAUCAGACAGCGGCUACCGAUCUGAAGAUAAGCCUGGAUCGGUGCGCCGGCUUUUCGCGGGCUCGGGAGCUGCCGCCACCGGAUCUAUCAAGAAGCACGGCGAUGGCUUGUCGAAGACUGUGCAGUCGGGCUCGGGGAGUAACGCAAUGACUGUCGAGACAGAGACCGUCACUACCGUCGCCUCGGUCGCCGUGGGCGCUUCCGCCCAGGGGAGCGUCCGAAGUAGCAAGAAUCCUAACCCCAGAAACUCAGUCAAAGGCAAGAAGAAGAAACCAAAGCCACUACCUCAUAUCCAAGGCACUUCCCGCGCCGACAUUUUCGCCGCGAAAAUCGCCUCCGCGGUCGACGACAACGACUCUGACGACUCUGACGAGACGUUUGUGUAUGAAUCCAACACACGCGAUAUAAGCCAGUCCGCGCGGUUCCAGGACUCGAGGUCGCCUUCGUUGUCGGGUAGUGGCGGCGGCGGUGGCGGAGGGGGUGGUCAGUCUGGUCAGGGAGGGGGAAGUGAGCGUGUUCAAGGGGCAGGAGGCGGCGGAGCUGGUCUUCGAAACAUGCUUGAGCCGCCUCGGUCGGGCGGGAGUAUAAACGGCAACUCGAUCAAGAACCUCGAUCCGCGCUCGCUCAACAGUAUCUACAGCUCGACCAAGAGCAUGAUGGCGCCGCCGGCGUCUCCGCGCCCGUUUCCCAACCGCGGGGCUGCGUCUGCGGUCGCGCACGACGGCUACGCGGACGACAACGACACGGGCGCGGACGGCGACGACGACUUUGACGACGACGAGACGGCGCUGCUGAGCGGGGCGAGUCGGCGGGUGCGCGCGCAGCGGCGGCGGAACGCAAGGAGCGAGGCGAGGAAAUUGAGAAGGUCGAUGUUGACUACGUGCAUGGUGGUUUUGGCGUUGAUUAUUGGGUUUUCUUUGGGUGUCGUGUAUGUUACGAGUUGAAGACGGGGUUUAUAUACAUGAAAGUACGCAGCACUUGCUAGCUGCUGCCACGUCUCUUUGUUUCUUUCUUUAUUUUCAUUUGUACCGGCGUUGUCGACCUAUCCGUUUCUGUUUUUAAUGAAUGAUGCAUACGAAACUAGUCUGUUUAUAAAAGUGCAGGAUGAGGAGGUGUCGUCCAGGGGCUCAGUUCCCUCAACCCCAUGAGCG